UCUUUCUAUAUUUAGUAAAUGUAUUAUCAAUGAGAUGAUAUUGUGCAUGAUGAUGCAAACUACUUGAAUACACGAGAUAUAUCUACACUUAAAAAAAACAAACUUUUGCGCAUUUAAAUUUUCAAGAGGGAAGUAAAAGGAAAUAAUAUUCUACAGAAAUAUGGCAGCUGGAUCAAAUGAUUUCCCACACAACAAUGCAAAGAUCCUUUACAAGUACACUCCUCAUGACUUUGGACCUCUGAAUGUAAUCCAAGGUGACCAUUAUCAAAAUUUCAUAGGAGGAAUAUAUUAUGUAACCACACCAAGGGAAAAGAUGGUUCUGCACAGGCUUCACGGUGGCAAGGCAGGAGAGUAUGGACAGUACUGGACACAUGAACCUCGCAAAGGAAACGAAGGUUAUCGUUGGGACGCAGCUGUUUUACAACAAUGGAACUCUCUAGAUAAAGCUGCGACACUUAUAGUUCCAGAGGGUGUUAACAUGUACGAGGGGAAGGUAUCUAAACAGGCACAUUAUUUAGGUGGCGGCUGGCAGAUCUUCAUUCCAAGAGAAAUUGUCAACCUUCUGGCUGAAAUCCAACCUCAUAAAAUGGCUGAAAGAGGAUAUAACGAAACUUUCAUUAAACAGAAGAUUCAUGAGAUAAACACAGCUCAGCAGAAAAUCAUGCAAGAAUACAAUGAUAAGCUAACAAAGAGAAUAGAACAGAGGGCGCUGCAACAUGGGAGCGAACUCUGGAACCUCCCACCAGAAAUCCGUAAAGUAGUUCAAGGAGAUGGAUCAAAUAAAUCUGAUGGUAAAGUCAAAACAGGGAGUUAUGUUGUUCAUAGAGACAGCAUUCCAGUGCCAGGAGGUGGAAGAAAGAACAUCUCUGUGUCGGUAAAGAUAGAGUUUGUCAGGAGUGACACACGCACAUAUCAAUCGGGAAAAACAAUCAUAACAGAAACUACCAACUACUACAACCGAAUUACAGAAAUCAGAGAGACAUGAUCCUUAACAUUUUAUCAUAUCCUAAAUUUACUUCUUAUGCAUGGACACUGAUAUGUUUCUUUAUCUACAUGUCCAAUCUGUUAUCUCUAAUGCCCUCAUGUUACCUUUUUUAUGUAAUUAGACACAGCGUGGGUUUUGAUAAUCAGACAUUAAAAGCCCGUGUCAUUCCUUCCAUAUCAUUAUCAAGUACGAACAAACUAGAAUUCUUAAAUAUAUAUUCCUCAGAUCAUGAGUGAAAAGGCAAAAUGUUUUAUUAAAGAUUUUUUCUUUUUACAUACCAGUAUUUCUUUUAAUAUUCGUUAUGUAAAUUGACUCGCCCUUCCCAGCACUGUUAUCUGCAGAGUUAUCACCCUUCACAACAUUGCCUUCUCCUGAAUUAUUGCCUUUCAUAGAUUUGUUUUAUGCAGAAUUAAGUAUUGGCAAUUUCUGUAGCUCCAUUAAUAAUUCAGACCCAAUGCUACCAACUUGGUUUUGUGAAGUAAUCAUACACAUUCUGAAAUGACCUCUUUUAACAAUAGCACCACCUUUUGGUGCCAACACUCGUCUGUAAAUGUUUAACAUUAGGCAAUAAACAAGAAAACAGUUA
Molecule: messenger RNA, 1571 nt
Organism: Mercenaria mercenaria
Lineage: Eukaryota; Metazoa; Mollusca; Bivalvia; Venerida; Veneridae
Exons: 2
Coding region: 161-985 (274 amino acids)
Source: RefSeq, a predicted model, not a curated record